GAGUCUUGCUCUACGCUUUUGUGGCUGCUCACUCGCUGAAUCUUGGGCGCGCGCUCUGCCCAUCGUUGCAUUGCCCUUGCCCCCCUGAACAACCGCUAGGCAAUUUGAUUCAACGGCCCACGACACACGCUGGACUUCGCGCUUGUCCGCCUCUUGGAUUUAGUCGCCGACGCCGCGCCACUAGCAGCUGUACCUAGCACACCUGGCUCUGCCCUCUGCCGUCUUGGUUGUCUCCAGAUUGCUUUCCAUACCUCGCGUCAGACCCCUCAUUAGGCCAAUACCCGCUCGCUUCUCACAUCCAGCUCAAUCGCAGCACGGGAUAAUAAUACGGCUGGUUGACUCUUUCCAUCCGCCAUCAGCCAAAGAUGGUCUGAAGGGCACAGCGCUACCUUUUGCACCGUGUCGCCGCCGAAACCCUCAUCACUCAUCCCUCAACCUGCAUACCUCGAUCCUCCCACGCACGACGAACGCCACGGCGGUCACGACGAGACGCCCAAAAUGCCAAUGCGACCUGCGCUGGCUGGCAACCCCCCGGCCUUGAACGUCCUGCCAGACCUGCCACCCGUUUCGGCCCUGUUCCUAAUCGAGUUCGACGUCAAGGCUGGCUACACCGUUACCUGGAAGCAGGCCAUCGCCGGGCUGGAGCUGGAGGGCGUGGUCGAGUACAAGAGCCUGCCUUCAGGGCUACACACGGUGUCCGAGGACCUGAUCUACUUCAUCCACGAGGGAGGCUAUGCCGGCCUGAGCGCAUUCGUCAAUGCGCCCACCGAGGAGGAGGGCGCCCGCCACGCCCGCAUGAUUGCCGUUGGAGUUCUUGUCCCUCUCAGCUAUGGCCGCCUCGGCCGCUCGUGGAGGCAUGCGGAGGAACUCCGGGAGAUGGCCGAGAAACUGGCUAUCGACCCAAAGGACACGAGCAUGCUGGAGCGAUACUGGACGGCGAACAAGGCGCCCGAUGCGGCCGCCAACAUGGAGCCUCUGCGGGACUCCCCGCUCAGCUCACCCUGGGUCAACUUCGCAACCGUCGCGGGCAAGGGCCACUCUAGGAAACGGUCUGCCUCUGAUGGUAACGCGCUGAUAGCACCAGGCCAUAGACUAUCACCAUUCCAUCCGGCUUGGAGCCUAACCGCCCUGCUCAACACCUUUGGCCCUUUGAUCUUUCCUAUACACCGCGCCGCCCUGCUGAGGCAGCGCAUUUUGAUAUCGACCCACGCGCCGGUUCAUCAAGCCUGCGACUAUGUUUACGACAUAUCCGUUCUGUCCAACAUACCACUCUCACUCUUUGAUAUGCUCGGUCCGACAGCUCCUUCGCAGCGCCUGCGCCCCCUCUUCACCAUCGGCGUGCACGAUAUCCCGUUCCUGAUCGAGGACCAAGCGGCGACGGCCGCGGCAGCAGCAGCCAGGAAGCGCCGCCCCAGCUCCACGACCCCCCUCAUCGGCGCCGACGACGUGGGCGCGGCCGGCAGUGGAUGGGUAGCCUGCACUACGGACAGCAUCCUCGCCAUGAAGAACGACCUGUGGGAUGUACUCAUCACCAUGCCGCCGCCGAACUCCCCGGCCAAGGAGCGCGUCUGGCCGACAGUCGAGCUUCCGGGUGGCGUUCAGGUCCGCGCCACGCAGCGCGACCUGCGCCGCUUCCGAAACCUCGGCGCCGGCCUGGCGCGACUCGCCCCCAAGCCUGAGGGCACUUUCUCAGACAGCCCGAGGCCCGAGGCGGCGGGAACAACCUCGGAGAGUGGCGCGCGGCCCGCGACCCCGCGCAGGCCUGGCACGUCGUCGGGAUGGUCGGCCGCGGCCGUCUGCCAGCACCUCGGCGACAGUGAUGCGCUCCUUGCCGAUGCGUCCGAGAAAGUCGUAGAGCCGACAACAUGGGCGGCGCUUGCGUACAGCGGGUUCAUGUGGUGGGCCAGCGCUGGUGAGCAACGACGAUCUGAGGAGGCCGAAGAGGCGGCGACUGAUGCCGCGCUUCUCACGGACCUGGCCGCGCCCACCUCGUUUUCUCCCCGUCAGCGCCGCGGAAGCGGAGUGGGCACUUCACCCCUAGCCAAGGCCGGAGCCGGUAGUCAGGGGCUAGGUAUAGCAGACUCGGUCAUGUCACUGCCCGCGCACCGAACCCCGGGUGGCCGGGCAGCCAGCGGCGCCACCGACACCGGAGAGGCUAUGCCGCAAUCGGAGGAAGGCGAGGCGGCGAGCAGCGACGAAGAGCGUGCCAGAGUCGAGCUCGCCACGAUUGCCUACUUCCGACGACUGACCACCCAGAUCAUCGCCGUGGUGGCAGACAUGGUGGAGAGCGGAGAGGACGACGACGACGACGACGACGAAGACGACCGGGAGGAGGACCUGACCAUGGCCUCGGCGGGCGACUCGGAGACGGAGGACACAGGGCUCCUGCGCCGCAGCGAGGGCACUGACAACAACAUGGAUGACAGGGACGAUGGCCUUAACGGGUCUGUGAGCAUCGAUAGUGACGCGCUCACCCGGAUGGGCCUGGACGUUUGGAGCAACAGCGACGUGGCCUUCGUCAGGGCCUUCACGCCACUAUACUUUUCGCGCCGGGCCAAGGUCGAGUCCAAGUGCGUCGAGGUCUGUGGGCUGCGUGUCUGCUGAGGGGGUUAAUAACUGGAUCUCGCUUAUAUGGCCCUGGCACAAAGGCAUUGGGAGCAAUGAGCGUCCAGAUGGAAAUUAUGGGCUGGAUUUCAUCGGUUUUGAUUGUAUAAAUAAGAGUCGUCUAAUAUGUGUAGGUAGCAUGCCGGCCAUGGGAUCCCGCCACUAUGGGUUGGCUCUUGCCCAAGGAGGGGAAAGGGCUGGUUGGUCUUGUCAGAUUCGAGGGGAGGGAUAAAGGCGAGUAGGCUAGCAAAAAUGAAAGCGAAUCAUGUAUUUACAUGUGAAUCUGUGA
Molecule: messenger RNA, 2893 nt
Organism: Gaeumannomyces tritici R3-111a-1
Lineage: Eukaryota; Fungi; Ascomycota; Sordariomycetes; Magnaporthales; Magnaporthaceae
Exons: 3
Coding region: 499-2604 (701 amino acids)
Cellular component (GO): lipid droplet
Source: RefSeq, a predicted model, not a curated record